Lolium rigidum is the source of this 480-nucleotide messenger RNA. Its product is annotated as zinc transporter 10-like. The record is from RefSeq and is a predicted model, not a curated record. Lineage: Eukaryota; Viridiplantae; Streptophyta; Magnoliopsida; Poales; Poaceae. Gene Ontology annotation, molecular function: zinc ion transmembrane transporter activity. Gene Ontology annotation, cellular component: plasma membrane. The transcript has 2 exons. Gene Ontology annotation, biological process: zinc ion transmembrane transport. The coding region runs from base 1 to 480 and encodes 159 amino acids.
AUGAUUUUCUGUAUUGUCGACAAGAUUCUGGAGCUGGGGAUUCUAUCACAUUCAGUUAUCGUAGGGCUAUCCUUGGGCGUUUCACAGAGCCCAUGCACCAUUAAACCUCUGGUUGCUGCCCUCUCCUUCCACCAGUUCUUCAAGGGUUUUGAGUUGGGUGGCUGUAUUUCUGAGGCUCAGUUCAAGAAUUUCUCUGCACUUCCGAUGGCUUUCUUCUUUGCUAUCACAACACCGGCUGGGAUUACUGUGGGGGCAGGGAUCGCGUCCUUCUACAACCCCAACAGCCCUAGGGCGUUGGUAGUGGAGGGCAUUCUGGAUUCAGUGUCGGCUGGUAUACUGAUCUAUAUGGCAUUAGUGGGUCCAAUUGCUGCUGAUUUCCUUAGUCGGAGGAUGAGCUGCAACCCGAGGCUUCAAGUGUGCUUAUACGUCGCCUUGUUUCUUGGGGCUAUGGCCAUGUCAUCCCUUGCUAUCUGGGCUUAG